This is a messenger RNA of Phaedon cochleariae (mustard beetle), 3986 nucleotides long. Lineage: Eukaryota; Metazoa; Arthropoda; Insecta; Coleoptera; Chrysomelidae. The record is from the annotation of a GenBank genome assembly.
GUCUAAAUAUUUCAGUGGUUGUGUCAGUUGUCAAUUGUCAUUCUGGGAAGACUGACUGUGAUUUUUCAAUGCAGAUUGCAGUCCUGCUAGAUACAAGAUACCAGGAUUAUAAAUUAGAGAGGAAUUAAUAAUCAUUUGAAAGUUAUUGUCUGUCGUAGGAGUCGCUUCUAAAAUGUCCUUAUUCAGGUCGAUGGGCAGGAGGCACUUAGAACUUCUCUCGCAUUGGAUUGGUUCAGCAACAGUUUUUGGGGCGACUGCGGGAGUUACCCUCUGUUAUUUUACUGACUGGAGAGUGGUAGUCGACUAUUUGCCUUAUUACAAUGGAAAAUUCAAACAGGAUGAGCCUGAAGAGUAGGACUCAAUUUUUUAUGUGGUGUAAUUUGUAAGGAUAGAAAUAUAUGCUAGAAGUUAUAAGGUACUCUCAUAUUUAUUUAUUUAUUUGAUUAACUAAGACAGAUUGAGACAGCAUUUUGUGUUACCAAGUGGUAAUAUUCAAUUUAAGUAAUUGGCUCUAGUUUGAAUGAGUCUAAAUAUUCAAUUGAAACAUUUUCCUAAAACACUUCAGCAAAGGCCUCUGUAAUGCCCAUAGAAAACAAUAUACACUAGUGGUAAGGCCCAACAUAAACAAAUACCUGUUAUUAUCAGAAGCCCUACCAAACCACUUUGAAUAAACACUUAGAAUAACAGCUAGGCCUCCAAAAAUGAAGGCUACACUGCCACUAGCUUGAUGAAUCAACUUGAUAGUACUAGGCUUUAUGAAACUUUUCAGUUCAGCAUCAAAAAGGGCUGCAGUACCAUUCAUCACAGCUGGCAGGCAGCCUAUAAUUCCCAGCAGGCCAAAGAGCCCAUGCCAGGUCUUGAAAUGCUGUUUGUUCAGGUUAUUUUUGUUGAUGACUAUCACCAGAAACCCUGCAAGGAUGAGGGCGAGGGCGAUAGCUAUGAUGAUCCAAUGGUAGCGCAGUUUCAAUGUGUGGUUCAGACGAAGUCUUCUGCCUAUUGGGUUUUCCUUGGAGAUGAUCAGGACACCUUCAGUCAUGAGAAGCAUCCACUGAAAACAAAACCAACACCUGAUAUUGACAGUUCUUUAAAAUCUAAUAUUUUGAGGUUAGAAUCAACAGGUGGCUGGUGUUAUGUCAACAAGUGCUUUUUAUCAGAAAUCGUGCAAAUUAUGACGUGACCUUGAAUGUAUUCAACCUGAACACUGGAUGAAUUAUUUAUUUCAUUGUAAAUGAACCAUUCACUUACCCCUAAAGACAGCAAUAAAGGGUGCCAAGUGAAGAAUUCGAAUGGCCUGCAGAAACACAAAUACAAAAUUAGUACUACAAACAACAAAACACUGACGUGCGCUAUAGUUGUCAGAUCGUCUUUCAAUCCAGGUGGCGGUGGUGGUGGCGGACGCCUUUUUUUCGUCUGUUGGACUUCUGUGAUGGUUGUUUUGUUAGUACUGUUAGUACCAAUUUCCAGUUCGGGAUUUCCUGGACCUAUCACUUGUUCCGCGUCCAUGGAUUAUAGUUCCUUAUGUCACAAAUCACAAUAAAUGGGAACAACUAAUUAUCAGCAGUGAUAUUCAGAUUAGAUUGUGAUGAAUUGAAAUACUCUCACUUGUGCUCUCAUUAUUUAUUGUUGCGCUUAGUAGAACACCAUCAAGGAUUUGCUUAUUUGUUGUGCAGCGGCGGAGGCAAAUAUCAAUUUAUGUGAUAUAACCUACCAUAAAAAAUGUUAUCUAAAACUCUUCUGGAGAAGGGUUUUCCCACUACAGGAUUUUCCCAUGUAUAUAGAUGAUGUGGGAGAUACAGAUACAUUACUACAAACUAGUACAAACCUCUGGGGGUUCAUGCGUAUUGAGCAGAGUAUGCCGGACUCCGGAUAGCCCAGCGAAGAGGGAUAGCCCACGAAGCAAAGUACUCCUCGAAUUCAGAGAAGUGCCUAAAUCUUUCGAACCACUCCCAUCACGUGUUAUGUCAAAGAAUAGUAGGUGUUUUUUUCGUAUUCUUCGCAAUGAAAUUGUGGAGGCUGUUCGGUCAGGGAGUUUUAUUCUGGUCCACUGCUCACUGUGUGUGAUAUUUGUGUAGUGAUUUAGGCUUUCAAGGGUGUGUUUCCUUCCUCUCGAUACCCCGUGGGUUUCGUUCAAGCGAAUGCAUAUGGCGAAUGCGUACAGAUUUAGGAAUGGUGCGAAAACUUUAGGCUCUCGUGAAUUCAGAGAUCAACCCAUAGAGAUCAUGAAAUAUUAUCAACUUGACGUUGACACUUUGGCAACGUCACUGUCAACUGUCAUUUAGUGUCAAGUCAAAGUCAAUAAUUCAUUCAAAUUCGAAGCUAAAUUAGUAAAAGCACUGGGAAGCCGCAUAGAGAAACAAAUCAUUAAUUUAUAAGUUAUAAAUCUAAAGAAGCACAGCACAAGCACAUCACCUUCAAUCCACUUUUUGGAACUUAUUCCAUUGAAAGCAUGGCUGAGCAAAUCGUUGAGGAAUGGGAGGAACUAAAUGCCGAUUACAAACAAUUAGAGGUGGACAACAAAGCAUAUUUGCAACGUUUAGAAGAAGUAAACAAUAUCCAGAAAAUAUGCUUGAAUCAUAUUGCUCAUCAAAGGUAUCGAAUAGCCAGCAUAUCAAAAUCACUGAAAGAUUUAAGGAAAAAAAAGGUAGAUGACAAAAAACUAGAAGAUGUGAGAAGUAACAUAAUGAAAAGAAAAGCUCAAUUGUAUGAAAUUGAACAAACCUUACCAAAACCUAAUGGUACUUAUUUGAAAAUAAUUUUAGGAAAUGUCAAUGUCUCAAUACUCAACAAGGAAGGGAAGUUCAAGUAUAAAGAUGAAUAUGAAAAAUUCAAACUGAUUCUCAGCAUGAUAGGUAUCCUCAUGGCCAUACUCAAUUUUUUCGUGAGAUUCAGGCCCUUGGAACUGAGUUACAUUUUUUUGUUGGUCUGGUAUUACUGCACUCUGACCAUCAGAGAGAGCAUUUUGAAGGUUAAUGGUUCCAGAAUCAGGGGAUGGUGGCGGUUACAUCAUUUCUUGUCCACUGUUGCUGCUGGGAUACUGUUGAUUUGGCCUGACAAUGACAGUUGGUCAUACUUCAGAAAUCAGUUCAUGCUGUUCAAUAUCUAUAUCAAUAACGUUAUGUACCCCAAAUCCAACAUCCCACCACUACACACGAUGCCCACCCUCCUCCUCCUUCUCCUCCUACCCUCUCUCUGCCAACUCGCCUCCACCGAUAACGACCCCUCUUCCACCUCGCCGCCGCCCCCUCCAGCCCCCCAACCCGUCUUCCAGCCUCCCGAACAACCCCCCGCGGCGCCUUUCCCUCUGCGCCGCCCCCCCUCUUACCCCUACGUAGACGGGUACGGGUACGACGUCUACUACCCCCACCAGAAACCGGUAGCGGUACCGGUGUACCAAGAAACGCCGUCUGGGGGGUAUAUGUCUUCGCUGAUACCGGCCACACAGAGUGCCCUGCAAUUCACCCUCAGAGCCCUAGCCAAAUUCGGGCUUUUCCUUGUAGGCGGCGCCGCCUUGUUGCUCGUCGGCGGCAUUUUCACCACCGCCCUGUGCUCGCUCACCCCCAUUUGCGUCAUCUCCUUUCCGGGACUCACCGGAAUCGACAAGGAGUCCGUGAGGUCAAUGAUGACUCCGGACAGGAUUUCUGCUGCCGCUGCGAUGGUUCAAGACGCCAUCGGGAAGUACCAGAGGCUGCAGCGGGCGGUAGGCAAGCGAUAGGGUUCGGGUCUGGAACGUACGGUGGCUGUGUGUUGGUGUAUUCGCGAAAAAAGUGUUUUGAGCUCGCUGGUUAGAUAGUACUCGAUGAGAUAAGAAGAAUUUAUGCUAUAAACUUUGACUCGAAACGGCUUAGUUUCCGAGAUACAGGACUUUUUAGUAAAUAGUUACCUAUUUGAUUAUUUUGAAAGAAAAACGGCUGUUUUUAUCGAUAUUAUAGGAAAAUUGAUUUUAUGGGGAAAAGUCCAAUUUCUCAUUAUAUUCUGUACGAAAUUAA